AUGAGCGGUAGUAGCUAUGAGCGGUACCCGUUACUAUACUGUCAACCGGUUGCAAAGCUCAUAAAACCCGGUUGCAAAGCUCAUAAAACAUUUCUCCGGCGCUCUCAAAUGCUUACAAGAAGGAAAGUAUCACCGUCGGUACGAAGCCUGAUUCAUUCCACAUUUUGUUCCAAAUCUUGCAGCGCUGCUAUUAUUCAUCGUCGCUACGACGUCCCGGAACGGCCAACUAAAUUUUAUGGGUCUCUCCUUCAAUCACUGAUUGCUCGGAGAUCAAUCAAGCACGGAAAGCAAGUACAUGCACGGUUUCACUGCAUUGGCCUAGCUUACAAUGUUCAUUUAGCCACAAAGCUUAUUAAUCUGUACAGUUUAUGUGACUGUUUGUCUUAUGCUCACAAGCUGUUUGACAGAAUUCCAAAAGGGAAUCGUUUUCUUUGGAACGUUUUGAUUCGUGGAUACGCUUGGUCUGGGCCGUAUGAAGCUGCAAUUUCAUUGUUCUAUAAAAUGCUUGAUCAUGGACUUGUGCCUGAUAAUUUUACUUUCCCUUUUGUUCUCAAAGCCUGCUCUGCCCUUUCUGAGAUCAAUGUGGGGAUGGAUAUACACCAACAUGUGGUUAAGACCGGAUGGGAAAUGGAUGUUUACGUUGCUGCCGCGCUUGUGGAUAUGUAUGCUAAAUGCGGUUCUGUUGUAAAAGCUAGGGAAAUGUUUGAUAAGAUCCUGGAGAGGGAUGUUGUGCUUUGGAAUUCUAUGCUGGCUGCUUACUCCCAAAAUGGGCACGCAGAAGAGUGUUUGUUGUUAGCUGGCGAAAUGGCUUUUGCUGGUGUAAGGCCGACAGAUGCGACCCUGGUGACCGCUAUAUCAGCCUCUGCUGAUAUUGCAGCGCAUCCAAAAGGGCGGGAGCUUCACGGCUAUGGUUGGAGGCAAGGGUUUGAAUCAUAUGAUAAGGUGCAGACUGCUCUUGUUGAUAUGUAUGCUAAAUGUGGUUCAUUACAAGUUGCUAGGGACUUGUUUGAACGUCUUGUAAAUAAGAGGGUUGUCUCUUGGAAUGCUAUGAUCACUGGGUAUGCAAUGCAUGGACAUGCUCAUGAAGCUUUACAUUUGUUCAACCGGAUGGCCCAAGAAGCGCAUCCGGAUCAUAUUACUUUUGUCGGGGUUCUAUCUGCUUGUAAUCAUGGUGGAAUGGUGGAUCAAGGUCGGAGGUAUUUUGAAGUGAUGACUCGAGAUUAUCAAAUACAACCUACUGUUCAACAUUACACUUGCAUGAUUGAUCUCCUUGGCCACUCCAAUCGUUUAGAUGAGGCUUAUCGUCUUAUCAUGGAGAUGAAAGUCACCCCCGAUUCGGGUGUUUGGGGUUCUUUGCUUAACUCGUGCAAGAUACACAAAAAUUUGGAUUUGGCAGAGCUGGCACUGGAGAAGUUAACCGAACUUGAGCCUGAUGAUGCUGGCAAUUACGUGAUAUUGUCAAACAUGUAUGCACAAGCCGGAAGGUGGGAAGGAGUUGCAAGGCUAAGAAAGUUGAUGGCAGACAAGGGAUUGAAGAAAAGCACGGCGUGUAGUUGGAUUCAAGUGAAGAGUAGAGUGCAUGCAUUUCUUUGUGGAGAUACAUCUCAUCCUAUGAGCGACAAGAUAUACGCCGAGCUAGAUCGAAUAGGAAGAUUAAUGGAACUGUCUGGUUAUGUGCCCAACACUGAACCUGUUUUCCAUGACGUCGAUGAUGAUGAAAAGAGGAGAAUGAUAUGCAGCCACAGCGAACGGUUAGCAAUUGGAUUCGGGCUAAUAAGUACCCCGCCAGGAACCAAGCUGCUGAUUACUAAGAAUCUCAGGGUGUGCGAGGACUGCCAUGUUGCUAUAAAGUUCAUCUCAAAGAUAACAAUGAGAGAAAUUAUCAUUAGAGAUGUCAAUCGCUAUCACCAUUUCAAAGAGGGUGCAUGCUCCUGCGGGGAUUUCUGGUAA
This is a messenger RNA of Oldenlandia corymbosa var. corymbosa, 1950 nucleotides long. NCBI's taxonomy places the organism in Eukaryota, Viridiplantae, Streptophyta, Magnoliopsida, Gentianales, Rubiaceae. The record is from the annotation of a GenBank genome assembly.